UUAUAUAUCAAAACUUGCAGAAGAUGAUCGAUCAUGUAGAAUCGAGUGAAUUCGUUUCAUCCUUCUAUAAGGUUUUAAUGUUUUCUUUUCUAAGCUAAAAGAAAAACAUGGUUUCAAUGGAUAACUUACCAGAUCAGUUAGUUUGGGAGAUUUUUAGCAGGAUUAAGAACACAGUUGACCGAAAUUCCGUAUCUUUGACUUGUAAGCGGUUCCAUAAUCUAGAUAACGAACAAAGAAAGUACCUUCGUGUCGGAUGUGGCUUGAACCCUGCAAACGAAGCUUUAACUUCUUUGUGCCAUCGGUUCCCAAACUUGAACAACGUUGAAAUCACGUACUCCGGUUGGAUGUCCAAAUUAGGGAAACAGUUAGAGGACCCGGGUCUUUGCGUACUUUCCGAAACCUGCCCUUUUUUAACGGAUCUAACCUUAAGUUAUUGCACCUUCAUCACUGAUGCCGGCCUUAGUUGCCUAGCUUCGUGCUCCAAACUUUCAUCAUUGAAACUAAACUUCACCCCGAGAAUCACCGGUUGUGGCAUAUUUUCCAUUGUUGUCGGCUGCAAAAACCUCAAGGUACUUCAUCUGAUUCGUUGUUUGAAUGUUAGUAACCUCGAGUGGCUUGAGUGUCUUGGUAGGCUCGAAACCCUCGAAGAUCUUUGCGUUAAGAAUUGUAGGGGUAUCGGAGAAGGUGCUCUCAUUAAGCUUGGGCCCACUUGGCGAAACAUAAAGCGUUUGCAGUUUGAGGUUGAUGCAAACUACCGGUACAUGAAGCUUUACGAUCGGUUGGCAGUUGACCGAUGGCAAAAACAGUGGGUCCCGUGUGAAAGUAUCGUCGAGCUUAGCCUGAUCAAUUGCAUCAUCAGCCCCGGAAGAGGGCUUGCUUGUAUACUGGACAAAUGCAAAAACUUGGAGAAAAUUCACUUAGAUAUGUGUAUAGGUGCACGAGACUGCGAUAUCAUCGGGCUCGCGAAAAACUCGAGAAAUCUUCGGUCCAUUUCGAUCCGAGUCCCAUCGGAUUUUUCUCUUCCACUUCUAAUGGAGAACCCACUUCGACUCACGGAUGAGAGUUUAAAAGCAGUGGCUCAAAACUGCACACUCCUCGAAUCUGUGAGCCUAUCCUUCUCCGACGGUGAGUUUCUGUCGCUAUCUUCAUUUUCGCUUGACGGGAUUCUUAGUUUGAUCAAAAUGUGCCCGUUGAAGGAACUCUCUCUUGACCGCGUCUGUUCUUUUAAUAACAUUGGAAUGGAAGCUCUUUGUUCUGCUGACCAUCUCCAAACAUUAGAACUUUCGGGAUGCCAAGAGAUAAGUGACGAAGGACUCGAGCUCUUAGCCCAUUAUCCACGGUUACGAGUUUUGCGACUUAUGAAGUGUCUUGGUGUGACCGAUGACGGGUUCAAACCGUUCAUUGGUUCCGGAAAACUUGAAGUUCUUGUUGUGAAUGAUUGCCCUCAAGUAUCACACACGGGUGUUGAAGGAGCUGCAAGGUUUGUGUCUUUUAAGCGAGAUUUGUCAUGGAUGUAUUGAAUGUCUAGGGGUGUUAUACUGGGAGCAGGUAUUAAACAGUAAUCUAUGAGAAUAAAAAUAAAUUAAACUGUUAGGUUUAUAUAAUAUCUGGGUCCAUUCCCCAAGAAGUCCAUAUUUUCAUUUCAAUUUAAGGUCAUGUUUGUGAUCUGUAAGUUGGCUUCUUUUUCAGCUUAUUGAAAUAUUCUUGUUUGUUUAA
Molecule: messenger RNA, 1716 nt
Organism: Cynara cardunculus var. scolymus (artichoke)
Lineage: Eukaryota; Viridiplantae; Streptophyta; Magnoliopsida; Asterales; Asteraceae
Product: F-box/LRR-repeat protein 14
Exons: 2
Coding region: 108-1520 (470 amino acids)
Biological process (GO): SCF-dependent proteasomal ubiquitin-dependent protein catabolic process
Cellular component (GO): SCF ubiquitin ligase complex
Molecular function (GO): protein binding
Source: RefSeq, a predicted model, not a curated record